CCUCCGCCGCGCAGGCGCAGUGUGGUUCCGGCGGCUCCGGCUCCUGGGCGCCCGGACAGUGGGUGGCAGGCGAGGUACGGUGCUGACGGGCCGCGGCGGCGGAUCCGAGCUGUGGCGGCAGCACGGAGGCGCAGGCUGUAUCCGAGGGGUCGGGGUCGGGCACCGCUAGUCCGGGGACGGCCCCUCCCGUGACGGUGCUGGUGAUGCGGCAGGACGAGGCCGCGGCGGACGGCGCGCUGAGGCCGAGCCCUGCGGGCAACGAGGCGGCGGCGGCGGGUGCGGACGCCGAGGACGAGGCGGGGGACGACGACGCCGACCUGCUGGACACGUCGGACCCCGCGGGCGGCGGCGAGAGUGCGGCCAGCCCCGAGGAGCUGGAGGACGACGGCGCCGAGGGCUGCGGCGCGGCGCGCAGGCGGGGCUCCAAGACCUGCACCUACGAGGGCUGCCGCGAGACCACCAGCCAGGUGGCCAAGCAGCGCAAGCCCUGGAUGUGCAAGAAGCACCGCAACAAGAUGUACAAGGACAAGUACAAGAAGAAGAAGAGCGACCAGGCGCUGGGCUCCGGCGGCCCCUCGGCGGCCAGCUCAGGCAGCGUCAAACUGGAGGAAAGCACAGACAACAUACUCUCCAUUGUCAAACAAAGACCAGGAUCUUUUGGGGAUCGCCCUGCAAGGCCUACUCUUUUAGAGCAAGUCUUAAAUCAGAAAAGACUGUCAUUACUAAGAAGUCCAGAAGUUGUCCAGUUUUUACAGAAACAGCAGCAGCUACUAAAUCAACAAGUUUUGGAGCAAAGACAGCAGCAGUUACCAGGAGGAGCAGUGUGAGGGCUUACGAACUCUGCUCUGCUUUUUCUUACUGUAAUGGAUGGACGUGUCUUAUAGUAAAGACAAUGUCCUGCUAAUCGGCUAUUGGUGGUGCACACCUGGAGUUCCUGCACUUGGAAGACUGAGCCAAGAGGCUCCCAAGUUCAAAGCCAGCCUGGGCUACAUAGCAAGUUCCUUUCUCAAAAAUGAGAUGGAGAGAAUCUUACAGAAAAAAAUAUUUUCCUUUAAAUGUGCAUGUGCAUUUAAGGAUAAAUAAGUAUUUCAUUUUUGCAUUUAAUACUUUCAUAUCACUUUAAGUUUGAAAAAAUAUCACCUUUACAUUUUUUAAUGUUUUUCUUCAGUUGUUCUUACUGAAGCUAAUGAGGCAAUUACUUUCUGUGGAAGUCAUAAAGUUAAUAGGAAUCUCAAAUUACUUAGCACCAUGAUUCUCAUGAAGAGGCACCUGGAAAGGAAUUAUGUGUUUUGGGUUAUCAUAAUUACCUUGAACAUAGUCAGGCUGUAGUGAGGGGCCAAGAAUUUUAACAUUCUGCAAUCUGUGAUAUUCCACCAGUUAAAUGUUACCUUGCCAUUAAUGCGCCUCUGCUGCGCUGAUGACCUGAGGUCAGCACAAGGUCAGGUCCUCAUAAUAAUUUUUCUCUAUAGUUAAACUGGAGCUGUGAAAACUAAGCAUGUUUAUACCUGUGAGAAAGGUGGUCACUGAUCUCUUCGUGUAGAGAGAGGCAUUGAUGUUGGUCCCUCCGUUGGCAGUGUCAUCUUUAAAGCAUGUCAUCUCCUCAGUUGAAUUUGUAAACACUUCAGGUAUACUCAGCCCAACAAGGCCAGGGCAGAAUUGUCUUACAGUCAUUCUUAAUGUUCUUCACAAAGGAGAUCCUGAAGAUAGAGUAACACUCAGCAUUUUGUCAGUGAUUUUCAAAAUGAACACUUUUUUCCAUGUACUGUUAAAGGAGUGAUGGAUUAUCUGAGUACAUUUUUGUACUUUAUCCUAGAAAAACUUUAAAAAGGCAAAAACACUGUAAGAUACUGAAUCAAAUGUCAAGAGAGUAUAUCCAUGAGUUACUUAAUAAAUGUGUCAAGGAAACUGCAGAAA
Messenger RNA from Meriones unguiculatus (Mongolian gerbil), 1914 nucleotides. It is a transcript of the gene Rfxap, whose product is annotated as regulatory factor X associated protein. The transcript has 3 exons. Bases 204 to 827 code for a protein of 207 amino acids. Gene Ontology annotation, cellular component: nucleus. NCBI's taxonomy places the organism in Eukaryota, Metazoa, Chordata, Mammalia, Rodentia, Muridae. Gene Ontology annotation, biological process: regulation of transcription by RNA polymerase II. The record is from RefSeq and is a predicted model, not a curated record.